Pyricularia oryzae 70-15 is the source of this 1475-nucleotide messenger RNA. RefSeq names its product CTR2 short splice. Lineage: Eukaryota; Fungi; Ascomycota; Sordariomycetes; Magnaporthales; Pyriculariaceae. The transcript is spliced from 4 exons. Gene Ontology annotation, cellular component: membrane. Gene Ontology annotation, biological process: copper ion transmembrane transport. Bases 346 to 909 code for a protein of 187 amino acids. Gene Ontology annotation, molecular function: copper ion transmembrane transporter activity. The record is from RefSeq and is a predicted model, not a curated record.
CCGUACGUAGUAUAUGAGUAGAAGCACCCGCCUAGUCUAGUCAUGGCAUCGACGCGGGAUCUGUACUGACCAAGAAUCAAGCCUCAUUCCCCAUCCAACUGUCCUCUCUUGACAAUUCUGUUUCAAUCUCAGACAUUUUUUUUUCUUUUGGUUCCUGACUGGAAAGCAACGACCACUUUCUCCAACGAAACUCCACAAAGUCUAACGCACGUCGCAACCUUGACCCUUGCAGAACCCAGUUCCGCUCGUUCGCAUCUCCUGUCUCCAACGCCGCUGAGCUCAACACGAACCUGAUCACGACGAAUUACCGCUUUACCAAGCUGCACCAACUUGACGCGCGCGAACAUGGACGCUCACGCCCACCACAUGAUGGACCACAGUGGAAUGGACCACGGCGGAAUGGACCAUGGCGGCAUGGACCACGGCGGCCACGGCGGUGGCGGUAUGGAUAUGGACAGGUGCAGCAUGAACAUGCUCUUCACAUGGAGUACCAAGAACCUCUGCAUCGUCUUUGAACAAUGGCACAUCCGCUCGACCGCCGGCCUGAUAUUCUCCCUCCUCGCCGUCGUCGCCAUUGGUGCAGGCUACGAAGCCCUUCGCGAAUCGAUCCGUCGCUAUGAAUACCACCUCAACAAGAAGAACGAGGCUGUUCCUCCCGAGGCGGACGACAAUGUUAACGAGAACACCCCGUUCGUCACCCCAGGCCAGAGCCGUCCCAAAGUCACCCGCGAGGCUCACUUUGUCAAGGCUGUGCUAUAUGGAAUUCAGAACUUUUAUGCUUUCAUGAUCAUGCUCAUCUUCAUGACUUACAACGGUUGGGUUAUGCUUGCUGUUUCGUUUGGUGCUUUCGUUGGAUACCUGCUGUUUGGAGGCUCUACCCCUGCAACAAAAGAGACUGCUUGUCAUUAAUUUGAAAUGUCUAUUGUGGAUACCAAGAGCAUCAGCUCUGAAGAGAGGAAUUCCUAGUUAUCAUGUAUCUUCUUUACUACCUGACCGAUCAGGUUCGACAGAUAGGCCUUUUUGUGGAUGUUUGGAAUACCGAACACAAGGGUAACGUUCAUCAGGGCCGUUCCCCGCUCAUGGGGUCAGAUCAAAUGUCAACAGCCUAGCUCGUCCAAUGUCUGGGGAAAUUGGCAUCUGGGACCACGGGCAAUUGCUGAGGCUAGGAAUAAGAGAGAAGCCUGUUUCAAAUGACAUUUUGCUCUGUCUGUGCCCGCGUCGAGCGUAACCCACAGUACCCUUACUGCUAUAUCUUGUCCAGAUGUAUACCAAUGGCCAAGUUCCAUUGGACCCAAAUGCGGAUAACUCACGGUUCUAUUGGAUUAGAUUUUCUAGCAUAUCUAUCAUGACAAAGCAUCUAGGUAUGAAUCUAGAGAACCCGCAUCUACCCAAGCUUCAGAACUUCACAGCUUCGUCUCCAGAAUCUGGCUCUCGAGCUCGUUAAUCAUCUUCUCGUCCCCAUAAUCCUCAUUGUG